Molecule: messenger RNA, 3306 nt
Organism: Sorghum bicolor (sorghum)
Lineage: Eukaryota; Viridiplantae; Streptophyta; Magnoliopsida; Poales; Poaceae
Product: phospholipase D alpha 2
Exons: 3
Coding region: 445-2895 (816 amino acids)
Biological process (GO): phospholipid catabolic process; phosphatidylcholine metabolic process
Cellular component (GO): plasma membrane
Molecular function (GO): calcium ion binding; D-type glycerophospholipase activity
Source: RefSeq, a predicted model, not a curated record
CGUGGAUAUUGGACUUUGGUGACCCGACGCUGACGCACUCAGAGAGUCACAGUUCAUUAGGCAUUGGAUUCUCCCUGAUCUGCUCUGUUUCUUCAUCAUCAGGCUUCAGUCAAUCGUCUGCAAAUUACUUUCCUUCCUCUGUUCCACUUCCAUCCCGAAUUAAUCCCCUCUUAAUUUCUCCGCACAUUCUCUAGCUCUGAAUUAUAUCCAAAUCAGCCAGCCUUAAUUUCUCCCUUAAUUUCCUGCCACGCUUGGUGAUUUUUUUUGUUGGCGAUCACAUCAGCGAGCGCGUCCACCUUUGACGAAAGCUGAUAGAGUGACAGGUCUUUGUCUCCCACCUAUUGGCACAUUGUUUCCUCCGUUCUUGAACUGGAAGCUGGAAGGGUGAAGUUGUCUUGCACAGCAGCACAAGGGAGCUGUGGAGGAGGAGGUGGAGGUGCAGCCAUGGCGCACCUGCUGCUGCACGGCACUCUCGAUGCCACCAUCCUGGAGGCCGACCACCUCACCAACCCCACCCGCGCCACCGGCGGCGCCCCCGGGAUUUUCCGCAAGUUCGUGGAGGGAUUCGAGGAGUCGCUCGGCCUCGGCCAGGGCUCCACGCGGCUGUACGCGACGGUGGACCUCGGCCGCGCGCGCGUGGGCCGGACGCGGGUCAUCACCGGCGACCCCGUGAACCCGCGCUGGUACGAGGCGUUCCACAUCUACUGCGCCCACUUCGCCUCCAACGUCGUCUUCUCCGUCAAGGCCGCGCAGCCCAUCGGCGCCACGCUCAUCGGCCGCGCCUACCUCCCCGUCCGGGACCUCAUCGCGGGACAGGAGAUCGAGCGCUCGCUCGACAUCCUCAACGCCAGCAAGAAGCGGCUCCCGCACGGGCCCAAGCUACGCGUGCGCCUGCGGUUCCAGGACGUGGCCGCCGACCGCCGCGGGUGGGGCCGGGGCGUCGGCGGCGCGCGGUACCCCGGCGUGCCCUACACCUUCUUCUCGCAGCGGCCCGGGUGCAGGGUCACGCUGUACCAGGACGCGCACACGCCCGACGCGUUCGCUCCCAGGAUCCCGCUCGCCGGGGGCCGCUUCUACGAGCCGGGCAGGUGCUGGGAGGACGUGUUCGACGCCAUCAGCAACGCGCGCCACCUCAUCUACAUCACCGGAUGGUCGGUUUACACUGAGAUCACGCUGUUGAGGGAUGGCAGCCGGCCGCGCCCCGGUGGCGACGCCACCCUCGGCGAGCUCCUGAAGCGCAAGGCAAGCGAAGGAGUGCGGGUGCUCAUGCUGGUGUGGGACGACCGCACCUCCGUCGAGUCCCUCGGGAUGAAGUGGGGGUUCAUGAGCACGCACGACGCCGAGACGGCGGAGUACUUCCGCGGCAGCGACGUGCACUGCGUCCUCUGCCCCCGCAACCCCGACGCCGGCAGCAGCGCCGUCAUGGGUGCGCAGAUCGCCUACAUGAUCACGCACCACCAGAAGAUCAUCGUGGUCGACCACGAAAUGCCGGCGAGGCACAGUGACCGCCGCCGCAUCCUCAGCUUCGUCGGCGGCCUCGACCUCUGCGAUGGCCGCUAUGACACGCAGUUUCACUCCCUGUUCCGGACUCUAGAUACAGCGCACCACAAGGAUUUCCACCAGCCCAACCUCACUGGUGCGUCCAUCAACAAUGGUGGGCCGAGGGAGCCAUGGCACGACAUCCACUCCAAGAUCGAAGGCCCAGCCGCAUGGGACGUGCUCUACAACUUUGAACAGCGGUGGAGGAAGCAAGGAGGCAGCAUUGAUCUCCUCGUUGACCUCAAAGCUUUGGUGAACCUGAUCAUACCACCGUCGCCAGUGAUGUUCCCGGAAGACCAGGAGACAUGGAACGUGCAGCUAUUCCGCUCCAUUGAUGGCGGUGCGUGCUAUGGCUUCCCUAGCACCCCAGAGGCUGCAGCUCAAUCUGGACUUGUCAGUGGCAAGAAUAAUGUCCUUGACAGGAGCAUCCAGGAUGCCUACAUCCAUGCCAUACGCCGUGCCAAGCACUUCAUUUACAUCGAGAACCAGUACUUCCUUGGCAGCUCAUUCGGGUGGAAAGCCGACGGCAUAAAGCCAGAGGAGAUUGAAGCACUGCAUCUUAUCCCAAGAGAGCUCUCACUGAAGAUUGUGAGCAAGAUUGAAGCUGGUGAGCAUUUUGCAGUCUAUGUUGUCCUGCCAAUGUGGCCAGAAGGCCCUCCUGCUGGUGGAUCGGUGCAGGCCAUACUUGACUGGCAGAGGAGGACUAUGGACAUGAUGUACAAUGACAUUUCUGUUGCACUUGAGGCAAAGAGGAUUGACAGGAACCCGAGGGAUUACCUUACAUUCUUCUGCUUGGGGAACAGGGAGGUGAAGAUGAGUGGUGAGUAUGAACCUUCAGGUCGUCCACUUGAUGGGACAGACUAUGCUCGGGCACAGAAUGCACGGCGCUUCAUGAUCUACGUUCAUUCCAAGAUGAUGAUAGUGGACGAUGAAUACAUCAUCGUUGGAUCUGCCAACAUCAAUCAGCGCUCAAUGGAUGGGGGCAGGGACUCUGAGAUCGCCAUGGGCGCCUACCAGCCGUGCCACCUGAACACCAAAGGCCAGGUCGCCCGAGGUCAGGUCCACGGCUUCCGGAUGUCGCUGUGGUAUGAGCACCUCGGUGUGCUACACGACGAUUUCCUCAACCCCGGCAGCCUGGAGUGUGUUCAGAGGGUGAACCAGAUGGCUGACAAGUAUUGGGACCUCUACGCUAGCGAUAGCCUCGACGCCGACCUCCCUGGGCACCUGCUCAGGUACCCGGUCACCGUCACGAAGGAGGGCACGGUGACAGAGCUCCCGGGGGCGAAAUUCUUCCCCGACACGCAGGCGCUUGUGCUUGGGGCGCUAGGGAAAUUUCCUCCUUUCCUCACUACAUAGAGAAAUCUUCUGAACUUGUUACCAUGUGACGUUUAUAGGCUGAACUGGUUGAUCAGCUAGUCUGAGGUAUGAAAAUUUCCCGGUCCUUGCAGGGUGCAUAGCGCAUACUAUAGUACUACUAGACUGCUGAAUUUCUGAAGGAAUGUGACUUGAGUUGGCUGACGCAUGAGCUGCAGAAAAUUCAGACUUGAUUGGCUAGGAUUGACUUGUUGGAUCCUAGACAGGUUUUUAAAGGUUCUGGUCUGUUAUGGUCAAUAAACCUGCCGGUUGGUCAAAUUCGUCCGAGCGUAGACUUCAUCUCCUUUUCCAGUCCUUGAGCUGGAGAAGCCUUCAGCUUGCCCUGUAAUCUUGAGUACUGGAGUUCAGGUGCAUUCGCAAAUAUUAAGUUCGGAACCAUGCUUCUUUGUCCCA